Candida dubliniensis CD36 is the source of this 1527-nucleotide messenger RNA. RefSeq names its product Mrs7p (gene MRS7). Gene Ontology annotation, biological process: intracellular monoatomic cation homeostasis. Gene Ontology annotation, cellular component: mitochondrial inner membrane. Lineage: Eukaryota; Fungi; Ascomycota; Pichiomycetes; Serinales; Debaryomycetaceae. The coding region runs from base 1 to 1527 and encodes 508 amino acids. Gene Ontology annotation, molecular function: ribosome binding. The record is from RefSeq and is a predicted model, not a curated record. The transcript has a single exon.
AUGAACUUCCUAAUUAGAAACACUAUUAUUGGUCAGACAUGCAAUUCCAAACAAAUAUUCUACAAGCAUGCUAGAACUUUAGCUAUUAAGUCGUCAUUGACCAGUUCCAUAAGAUAUCCCUUGCAGCCAAGUUUACACAACAAUCUCAAUUCCAAUACAAUCAAUUUCCCCUUGGUGAAAUCGUUCAUAAGACACAACUCAACCAAACCCGAGAAACCGUCACUUCUGUCUGAACAAAUAAAGGAAAAAGCAUUGGAGACGCUAGAAAAAUCACCAGCUACAGAAUUAGUGCACAAGGCAGUAGAGGAACCAAAAAAAUCUAUUUGGGAAAAAGUUAAGCACGAAGCAAAGCACUAUUGGCAUGGGACAAAAUUGUUGGGAUACGAAAUCAAAGUGUCAACUAAAUUAUUGGUCAAAUUAAUGGCAGGAUACGAGUUGUCACGUAGAGAAUCAAAUCAGUUGCAAAGAACGAUUGUUGAUGUUGUCAGAUUAGUUCCAUUCGCCAUGUUUGUUAUUAUACCAUUUGCAGAAUUAUUAUUGCCUAUUGCCUUGAAGAUAUUUCCAAAUUUGUUGCCUUCAACGUAUGAGUCUACUGUUGAUAGACAAAAGAAAUUGGCUAAAUUGAAGAAAACCAGAAAGGCUGCUUCUGAAUUUAUUAAGAAUACCAUGGCUGAAAGUGGUGGUUUGAAAUUACUGAAAAAAAUCACUGAUCAAGAGAGAGAGAAUUUUGUGCAAUUUUUCCACUGCAUUUCCAUGGGUAAAAACCCAGAUCGUCAGCAAUUGAUUCAAGUGGCCAGACUAUUUAAAAAUGAUCAAGUAUUGGAUAACUUGUCUCGUCCCCAAUUGGUUGCUAUGUGUAAUUAUAUGAAUUUGAGACCUUUUGGUACUGAUUCGAUUUUGAGAUAUCAAAUCAGACAUCGUUUAUUGAACAUCAUCAAAGAUGAUAAGGUUAUCGAUUACGAAGGGGUUGACAGUUUAUCUAUGCUUGAGUUACAAUUGGCAUGUCUGCAGCGUGGUAUCAAAACAAGUGAUAAGUCUCCUGCUAGAUUAAGAGAUGAUUUGGAAACAUGGUUGGACUUGCGGUUGAGACAAAAGAUUCCAAGUACUUUAUUGAUUUUGUCUAGUGCGUACACUUAUGGCGAUAAAGGGAAUUCGAUUGAGUCAUAUUAUGAUGCAUUAUUGGCUGUUUUAUCGUCUAUUCCUGACGAAGUGUAUAAUGUUGCCAAAUUGGAGUUGUCUGAUGACUCUAAAUUGAAAUUGAACAUCUUGAAGGAACAAGAAGAAAUGAUUGAAGAAGAAAAUGAAAGAGAAAAGGACACUGUUACUAAAGUUAAAGAUAAGAUCAAGUUAGAUGAUUAUGAAGAAACUGCAAGUGAGGGAAUAAAAAUCGAAGCUGAUGAUCCUGUAGAAGGUAAAAAUGACAAUGAAACACAAAAGCAAGAAGAACUGUCAAGUGGCAAAGAAUCUAACCAAGAUCCUGUAUCGGAAUCCAAAAAACCAAUUAAGAAGGAAGAAGUUAAGGUUUAA